AUGACAGAUAGCCAUCCGCUGCUGAACAGCCAGAGCCCGCUGAACAUCGUUAUUUCUAACAAAACAAGACAUAAAGAUCUACCCCCAAAAGACUUCUUCUCAGUCAACACUGAGACCACCACCCAUCCAAAAUCAAUCCUAAACCUUCAAAAUCCCCCAAAAUCCCCUCUAAAUCUCUCUUCAAAACCUAACGAAUCCAACUCCCCUUCCUAUAAAAUCUUGUACAGGAGCGAGGAGGAAGACCAGGUCCUUCAUGACCAGCUGGAUUUGAUAGAUAAGGCAAUUCAAGAAGGAACAGAUGUUUUUAAGGAGGUUAGGAAGGCAGACGGCAACCUGAAGGUGGUUGAUAGCUUAGUGAAAUAAAAUUAGUUUGUGCAAUUCGGAGAAUGUUACUCAUCAUUUGUCUCAAGUGGUGAGUGAUAAGGAGGUUAAGAUUGGGGAGUUAAAGGAAGAAAUUUCGUAUUUACAGGAUCUUAGGGUUGAAAAUGAUAUUCUUAGAGGUAAAGUUAAGCAGCUUGAGGAUAAAGUUGUUGAUCUUGAAACAGAAAUUAAUUUAUUUGAUUAUUCAAAGACAGUUGCUCGAAAGGUAGAAAAAGACAAAAAAACCUUUUUAGAUCAACUGGUUAAAAAGAGGAGAAGUACAAACCCAGCCGACUCUAGUCACUAUGUUCAUAUUUCAAAGUUCCAUAAACUAAAGGACACUUUGAUAGCAGAAAAAUGAAAAUCAGCUGAUUAUCAAAAGGAAGUCAUUAAUUUGAACAAAACAAUAGCUGAUUUGAGGGAAAUAAAUGAUCAUAUGAAAGAAAGUUUGAGAAAAUUUAUCUCACAAAAUCAAGAACAAGAUGAGUUAAGCCUCCAUUCUUCAAUGAAUUUUUCAUCCAAAAACGCAGGAAAUGGCCGUAAAAGGUCAAAUCUAAAUGCUUCCCAACUCAACAGCCACUUCAUCAGUAAAUACCUCAACAAACUUCGAAAAAGUGUCGAAUCAUACGACAUCUACGACACCAAACGUAACAAAAGCAUGCUUCACAAUUACCACAACCCCACUGAUUUCGUCCCUCCAGCCCUCAUCUCCCCCAACUCCCACAUCUCCUCCCCCAAAGACACCCUCCCUUCCAAGUUCAACCUCCCCACUCCUUCCUCCAAGAACUACUCCACCAGUAGAUUCAUCGCUUCCAAAAAGUCGCCACUGAACAAAUUCCUCUAAACUGUCAAUCUCCU
This is a messenger RNA of Moneuplotes crassus, 1218 nucleotides long. The record is from the annotation of a GenBank genome assembly. NCBI's taxonomy places the organism in Eukaryota, Ciliophora, Spirotrichea, Euplotida, Euplotidae.